AUGGCAGAUAAGGUGGCCGCGCACUUCGAAGGCCGCGUCGAGUGGAUCCUCGACCACCACGCCAGCACGGGUGCCCACCCGGAGGCCAGGGCCGAGGUGGUCGAGGGGCUCGGCUCCGCCUGCACCCUCGUGGCCGAGCGGCUCCUGUCCCGGCCCGGCCAGGUCCCUAGGGAGCUCGGGACGCUGCUGGCCGGCGUGAUCCUGCUCGACAACCGCAAUUUCAGCCCUGGAGAGGCAAAGGGCACUGCCCGAGACAGGGAGGCCUUCGACAGGCUGGCGGAGUUCGUCCCCGAAGUGGGUGCUGGGGCCUGGUACAAGGAACUCAUGCAUGCCCGAAAGGACAUCUCCCACCUCGGAGUGCGCGACCUGCUGAAGCUGGACAUGAAGAUCGCCGAUGCCGGAGAGGGUGCGCGCGUCGCCUGGUGCGCCGUUUUCGACGCGGUCGACAGCGUGUGCGCCAAGGCCGGAGGGGCCGCCGCGCUGGAGGCGGAGAUGCGCGCCUUCGCUGCGGAGCGCGGCUGCGACGCCGCGGUCGCCCUGUUCGCCAAGGACGCGACUGGCUUCAAGACUCUGGCGAUGGUGCCCCGCGAGCCCGGCGGGCGCGGCGAGGCGAUCUGCCAGCGGAUGGCGGAGCGCCUGCUGGGAGCCCCCGACGGGCUGCCCCAGGCUCUCCGAGAGAACGACCUGUUCGCAAAGCAGGGCAUCCUCGAGCACGGCUUCGGGCUCGCGACCCGCGAGCGCAGCCUGCCCCUGCGGGCCUUCUCGCUGCGGGCCGUCACAUCGCGGAAGACGGUCCUACCCUGCGCCAUGGGCCAGGAGUCGUGA
Prorocentrum cordatum is the source of this 825-nucleotide messenger RNA. The record is from the annotation of a GenBank genome assembly. Lineage: Eukaryota; Dinophyceae; Prorocentrales; Prorocentraceae.